Molecule: messenger RNA, 2025 nt
Organism: Pseudonaja textilis
Lineage: Eukaryota; Metazoa; Chordata; Lepidosauria; Squamata; Elapidae
Source: RefSeq, a predicted model, not a curated record
CCAGACUCUCUAGAGCAAGAUGUUCUUUACCUGUGGCCCCAAUGAAGCCAUGGUUGUCUCGGGUUUCUGCCGCAGCCCCCCAGUUAUGAUUGCUGGUGGCCGGGUGUUUGUGGUACCGUGCAUACAACAGAUUCAGAGGAUCUCACUUAACACUCUGACCUUAAAUGUGAAGAGUGAGAAAGUUUAUACCCGGCAUGGGGUCCCCAUUUCAGUCACUGGCAUUGCACAGGUGAAGAUCCAGGGCCAGAACAAGGAGAUGCUGGCAGCUGCUUGCCAAAUGUUCCUGGGCAAAUCUGAAGCAGAAGUUGCGCACAUUGCUCUGGAGACCCUGGAAGGACAUCAGAGAGCCAUCAUGGCCCAUAUGACAGUAGAGGAAAUCUACAAGGACCGUCAGAAGUUUUCAGAGCAGGUCUUCAAAGUGGCCUCGUCUGACCUGGUCAACAUGGGGAUCAGUGUGGUCAGUUAUACCCUCAAGGAUAUUCACGAUGAUCAGGAUUAUCUUCAUUCUCUGGGAAAAGCCCGAACUGCUCAGGUACAGAAGGAUGCCAGGAUUGGAGAAGCUGAAGCCAAGAGAGAUGCUGGCAUCAAGGAAGCCACAGCCAAGCAACAGAAAUUGUCUGCUCAGUUUAUGAACGAUAUUGAGAUGGCCAAAGCUCACCGAGAUUUCGAGCUGAAGAAGGCUGCUUACGACAUUGAGGUGAACACGCGAAAAGCCGAAUCGGACUUGGCCUAUCAGCUGCAGGUGGCCAAGACCAAGCAGAAAAUUGAAGAGGAGAAGAUGCAGGUCUUGGUGGUGGAGCGAACUCAGCAGAUUCAGAUCCAGGAGCAGGAGAUGAUCCGUAAAGAACGGGCGCUGGAGGCCCAAGUCAAGAAACCAGCCGAAGCAGAACGUUACCGGUUGGAGAAAUUAGCUGAGGCGGAAAGGAUGCAGCUCAUCAUGCAGGCGGAGGCGGAGGCAGAAGCCAUCCGGGUGAAGGGCGAGGCUCAGGCGUACGCAGUUGAGGCCAAAGCCCGGGCUGACGCUGAGCAGAUGUCAAAGAAGGCAGAAGCUUUUAAGCAGUAUCAAGAGGUUGCCAUGGUGGACAUGCUUUUGGAGAAGCUUCCAGAGAUAGCCGAAGAGAUCAGCAAACCAUUGGCUUCCGUCAACAAGAUCACCAUGGUGUCAAGCGGGAACGGAGAUGUGGGUGCUGCGAAGAUGACCGGGGAAGUCCUGGAAAUCAUGAAUAAGCUGCCUGACACUGUUGAGAAACUGACCGGUGUUAGCAUCUCUCAGCAGAUGAGUCAGAAGAAACCAGGACGGAUGAACUGAUGGGGUCAGAAGGACAAGAAAAAGUCGUCUUGAGAGUGACCACCCAUGGAUCAUCAUCAAUAUGCACCCAUAUUUAGUGUUCCUCCUAUCAGUGCCCUCCUGUGAAUGCCAUACCUUUCCUACGGACAAGAUUGUUGCAUGUCGAUCAGUAUCUGCAAAUGCUGAGGUCUCGUUACUCUGCUGUAGCACCGUGAUAGCUGGUGAUGUCUCUGGGUGGACCUGCGACAUCAGUGUGUCGCAGUGUGGAUCCGUGUAUACUGAUUUCCACCGUCACUUUGUAAAACAGGAUCCUGUCGUUCCUUUCCUUGAUGCUGUUUUUGUUACCUGAGCCUGCUGGUCACUAGAUAACCCUUUUUUCCUAUACGUAAGCUGUCCUCAAGGAUCUAACAACGGCUCUAGUUCUAAAAAGGCCUGGAAGAAUAUAAGAAUGGAGUAAGGAUGAAGGUUGAAACCCAAGAUCUGUUUUUAUUUAUUUUUUUAAAGGCCAGGUGGGUGGCCUGAUUUCAGGGAUUUCUAUAGCAAGGGGAGGUCAUUUAGGAUUUUGCUCAGCUGUUUCCCUAAAGAGUUACCGCCUAGGUACAGAGAGGGAUUCGGUUUUACAGUCCUUAACAAGCCUAGCGAUGUGUGGGUAUCCCAGUUCUGUUGAUCUAAACCAGGGGUCUCCAGACUUUGGCAACUUUAAGACUUGUGGACUUCAACUCCCAGAAUUCUCCAGC